Suillus subaureus is the source of this 1395-nucleotide messenger RNA. RefSeq lists its product as uncharacterized. NCBI's taxonomy places the organism in Eukaryota, Fungi, Basidiomycota, Agaricomycetes, Boletales, Suillaceae. Bases 1 to 1395 code for a protein of 464 amino acids. The transcript has 6 exons. The record is from RefSeq and is a predicted model, not a curated record.
AUGCCUUUGCAAUCCUAUGUCUCGUGUACCUGCGAGAGCUUCAACUGCAAGUACAACCCAGAUGGUAGUGGACAAAAGCUUCAAACCACUCAAACGGCUACCAGGCAUCAGCGUGCAGAUGAGCUUCUCGUGCCUCAAGCAGAUGCUUUGGGUCAGGCAUAUGGGUUAUCAGAGGACCUUACCAUUAUUGAUAGUCUGGAGCAUGCAGGAAAUGCACACCAGCCCCCAGAUGAUCCAGGGGCUGAUUUCGACAACAAUUCAGACCAUGGCAACAAUGAUGUGGGGGACGCUGACGAUAACCUUGGACUCGGAGCACAGCCUCAUUUUCCUGAGCUCAAUGAUCUUUUUGAAAGAUGGGAUGAGCCCUAUCCUGCCAACGAUGACCCAGGUGCAUUCAGCUCUGACCCUGAUGCCAAAAUCUUCGAACACCUUGGACAACUGAACCUUGAAGAUCCAGUGAACUCUGAUGAAGAACUUGGAAUGCCAGCUGAGGGCAACCACAAUGAUGAAUUCUGCCCCAACAAUGAUGAGCAACUGAAUGACAUCAACAUGGUCCUUUUCAUUUCACAGGGUGCUAAUUUUGAUUUCUCAGACAUCUAUGAAGAUGCUGACAUUCAUGCCUCACCCCCUCCCUGUAUGAACGAUCACCCAGCGGUCCGUAAUGCUUACAUUUGGGCCUUUAUUUCAGCAGCAUUCUAUAAUGCUACCCACGCAGCUGUGUACCAUGACCUCAAAGGCAAGGAAUGCCUCCUCGACACAGCUCAACAAGCAAACCCAGAUAUUGAAUAUCUGGGCCUAGAUAAUUUUGCUUGCACACUGCCUACCCUCCUCAAGUGCCUUGAACGUGCACUACAGUGCCUUUUCUUACGGCCUGGCAAGUGGGAGCAAUUUCAGCAUUGGCGUGGUCUGGAGGACAAACCGGGUCUUGUACCUCCCAUUCCUGGUCAAGGCUAUGACUUGUUUCCAGACCCCUCGAAGCCAAUUCUGGCAAAUCAACAUAGACUGACCAUUCUUCUCAUGGUCAUUCCUGGACCUGAUGAGCCUUCCCUAGAACAGAUGAACUACCUGAUUGAGCCCUUUGUCAAGAGUAUGCUCCAGCUUGAAAAGGGAGUAGAAUUCAGGGUCAAUGGCCAUGAGGAUCCAGAAGUCUCACAUUCGCACUUAUACUGCAACGUCUCCAAUCUUCCCUCCAGCCAUAAAACCAGUGGUCUUCAAGGCCAUAACUCAAAAUUUUUCAUGUGUCUGACCUGCAAGAAACCCUUCUUCUCACUUUCCCAUCCCAGCUGUUUUGACCCCAAAACCUUUCAGUAUAGAGAUGAAUGGAGAUACAUUAAGUACUCGUUUUGUGCAUGCACUGCAGGCCCUCCUACAGCCAAAGAUAUCAGUGACAAUUGA